Mandrillus leucophaeus (drill) is the source of this 3037-nucleotide messenger RNA. RefSeq names its product protein tyrosine phosphatase domain containing 1 (gene PTPDC1). The coding region runs from base 543 to 2807 and encodes 754 amino acids. The transcript has 10 exons. Gene Ontology annotation, biological process: cilium assembly; protein dephosphorylation. Gene Ontology annotation, molecular function: protein tyrosine/serine/threonine phosphatase activity. The record is from RefSeq and is a predicted model, not a curated record. Lineage: Eukaryota; Metazoa; Chordata; Mammalia; Primates; Cercopithecidae.
UCCCCUAGCCGUCCUCGCGCCGUUCGCUUACCCAGGGUCCCCUUUCCGCACCCGCAGCAUCCCCUCAGCCUCCCUCACGGUUCCCUCACCGCCCGCGCCUGUUCGAAAAAGCCCAGAGCCGCCGCUCUCGUCACGGUCCGCUUCAGGCCGCCAUUGGCCGGCACACGUCACGUGCGGCGUGUGGCGGCUGACAUUGGCUGGCGAGCGGGCGCGCUGACGGCAGCGCAGGGGACGCGGCCUCAGCAGGGGCGCCCCGUCGCGGGGAGUAGCCUAGGCGCUAGCCGGAGGACGCUGUCCGGCGGGCGGGGCCGGGACCCCUCUGCCUCCUGGGCGCGUCGGGAGCAGCGGGGAUCGGUGCCGCGCCGUGAGGGUGCGCAGAGGCUGCCCUAGAGCCCGCUACCCACAGACCCUCCGCGGGGCAGCGUCUCCGGGCCGGCCGCGCCCUGGUCGGCCGGCCGCAGACGACGUGCGACACGGACGGCGCGUCCUGCUGACCCCAGCCGGCGCCGAGGGCUUGGAAUCCCGAGCGGGAAAAGACUACCAUGGCUGCAGGAGUCUUGCCUCAGAAUGAACAGCCAUACUCUACCUUCAUAAAUAACAGCAAGUGUGUUGCAAACAUGAAAGGAAAUAUAGAACGUCCAACACCAAAGUACACAAAAGUAGGAGAGCGUUUACGGCAUGUCAUUCCUGGACACAUGGCGUGUUCCAUGGCGUGUGGUGGUAGAGCUUGCAAGUAUGAGAACCCAGCCCGCUGGAGUGAGCAGGAACAAGCCAUUAAAGGGGUUUACUCAUCCUGGGUCACUGACAAUAUACUGGCCAUGGCCCGCCCAUCCUCUGAGCUCCUGGAGAAGUACCACAUCAUUGAUCAGUUCCUCAGCCAUGGCAUAAAAACAAUAAUCAACCUCCAGCGCCCUGGUGAGCAUGCUAGCUGUGGGAACCCUCUGGAACAAGAAAGUGGCUUCACAUACCUUCCUGAGGCUUUCAUGGAGGCUGGCAUUUAUUUCUACAAUUUCGGGUGGAAGGAUUAUGGUGUAGCAUCUCUUACUACUAUCCUAGAUAUGGUGAAGGUGAUGACAUUUGCCUUACAGGAAGGAAAAGUAGCUAUCCAUUGUCAUGCAGGGCUUGGUCGAACAGGUGUCUUAAUAGCCUGUUACUUAGUUUUUGCAACAAGAAUGACUGCUGACCAAGCAAUUAUAUUUGUGCGGGCAAAGCGACCCAAUUCCAUACAAACCAGAGGACAGCUCCUCUGUGUAAGGGAAUUUACUCAGUUUCUAACUCCUCUCCGCAAUAUAUUCUCUUGCUGUGAUCCCAAAGCACAUGCUGUCACCUUAGCUCAAUAUCUAAUUCGCCAGCGUCAUCUGCUUCAUGGUUAUGAGGCACGACUUCUGAAACAUGUGCCAAAAAUUAUCCACCUAGUUUGCAAAUUGCUUCUGGACUUAGCGGAAAACAGGCCAGUGAUGAUGAAGGACGAGUCCGAAGGACCUGGUCUCUCUGCUGAAAUAGAAAAGACCAUGUCUGAGAUGGCCACCAUGCAGCUGGAUAAAGAGUUACUGAGGAAUGACAGUGAUGUGUCCAACCCACCUAACCCCACUGCAGUGGCAGCAGAUUUUGACAAUCGAGGCAUGAUUUUCUCCAAUGAGCAAGAGUUUGACCCUCUUUGGAAAAGGCGGAAUGUUGAGUGCCUUCAACCCCUUUCUCAUCUGAAAAGGCGGCUCAGCUACAGUGACUCAGAUUUAAAGAGGGCCGAGAACCUCCUGGAGGAAGGGGAGCCUCCACAGACAGUGCCUGUCCAGGUCUUGGUUGGCCACAACCCCAGGCAGCAGAAGCGCAUAAGCCAUUGUUACAUCCCACAGUCUCCAGAACCAGACUUACAUAAGGAAGCCUUGGUUCGCAGCACACUUUCUUUCUGGAGUCAGUCUAAGUUUGGAGGGCUGGAAGGGCUCAAAGAUAAUGGCUCGCCAAUUUUCCAUGGACGGAUCAUUCCAAAGGAAGCACAGCAGAGUAGAGCUUUCUCUGCAGAUGUUUCAGGCCCACACAGCCCUGGGGAACCAGUUUCACCCAACUUUGCAAAUGUCCAUAAGGAUCCAAACCCUACUCACCAGCAAGUGUCUCACUGUCAGUGUAAAACUCAUGGUGUUGGGAGCCCUGGGUCUGUCAGGCAGAACAGCAGGAUACCCCAAAGACCUCUGGACUGUGGCUGCAGUCCGAAAGCACAGUUCUUGGUUGAACAUGAAACCCAGGACAGUAAAGAUCUGGCUGAAGCAGCUUCACACUCUGCAUUACAGUCUGAAUUGAGUGCUGAGGCAAGAAGAAUACUGGCGGCCAAAGCUCUAGCAAAUUUAAACGAAUCUGUAGAAAAGGAGGAACUAAAAAGGAAGGUAGAAAUGUGGCAGAAAGAGCUUAAUUCCCGAGAUGGAGCUUGGGAAAGAAUAUGUGGCGAGAGGGACCCUUUCAUCCUAUGCAGCUUGAUGUGGUCUUGGGUGGAGCAACUGAAGGAGCCUGUAAUCACCAAAGAGGAUGUGGACAUGUUGGUUGACAGGCGAGCAGAUGCCGCAGAAGCACUCUUUUUAUUAGAGAAGGGACAGCACCAGACUAUUCUCUGCGUGUUGCACUGCAUAGUGAACCUGCAGACAAUUCCCGUGGAUGUGGAGGAAGCUUUCCUUGCCCAUGCCAUUAAGGCGUUCACUAAGGUUAAUUUUGAUUCUGAAAAUGGACCAAUAGUUUACAACACCCUGAAGAAAAUAUUUAAGCACACGCUGGAAGAAAAGAGAAAAAUGACAAAAGAUGGCCCUAAGCCUGGCCUCUAGCUUUCCCUCAUGGUGAAUAUUUCAGACCUAAAGAUCCAGAUAGUAUCUCUGUUCAUAUGUGAAUAAGUCGAAGUUUGUGGGGCUACUUUUUCUCAUAGCACUUUAUUUUGAAUGUUGUUGAUUUGUGCUGAGAAUGGUCGUCCCUAUUUGAACCAAUUAUUUAUUUUUAAAUAUCCUUGAGCUGCAUUUUUGUUUUGAAAAAUUGCCAUAAAUUUGGUGCCACUUUCUUU